This is a messenger RNA of Stomoxys calcitrans (stable fly), 1783 nucleotides long. RefSeq names its product protein maelstrom 1. NCBI's taxonomy places the organism in Eukaryota, Metazoa, Arthropoda, Insecta, Diptera, Muscidae. Bases 106 to 1629 code for a protein of 507 amino acids. Gene Ontology annotation, biological process: male meiotic nuclear division; regulation of miRNA-mediated gene silencing; spermatogenesis. The record is from RefSeq and is a predicted model, not a curated record. The transcript is spliced from 5 exons. Gene Ontology annotation, molecular function: sequence-specific DNA binding. Gene Ontology annotation, cellular component: nucleus; P granule.
CAACGUACGGAAAUUAUCAACCGUUUUUAGCUGCCGUCGCCAGAAAAUUGAGUUGUCGAAAAUUGCGCUCCUUCCAGUUGAAUCUUGGGAAAGAUACUCUGCAAUAUGCCACCAAAAAACCAAAAGCCAAAUGCUUUUAUGAUAUUCGCUUUAGAAUGGCGGAGUAAACAUGGCAAAAGGCUCUCCAUGGGAGAACUUAUAAAAGAAGCUGGUGAAGUAUGGAAGAAUAUGGAUGAAAAACAACGUGCGCCUUAUAAAGACAGGGCUAAGGAGGAACUUAUUAUGUCAAGUCGCGCUGCUGCAGAAAAAUUAACAUGUACGGGCAUGCCUGUUUCACAAGUUGAGAAGCAAAAAAUGGACCAUGAAAAUAAGGAGCGCCAAAUGAAGCGGGAUAUUGAGUCGACCGUCAGCAAAAGCGUUAAAAAUGACAAUUUGGAAAAGCAGUCGUAUUACUUUAUAAUGGUGAAUUAUUUCACAAAAACUUUGAAAGGUGGUGUUUAUGUGCCUGCCGAGCUAGCGGUUUGCAAGUUUUCUUUACUCGAGGGAGUCAGUCGAGUGUAUCACACAUUGAUUAAUCCAGGAGUCAACAUUUACGGUCAUCAGUAUGAAGCCCAGCACCACGCUGACACCACUCACAAUUUACCACUACCACCAAUGGCAUUAGGUGAUAAGAACCUUGGCAAUAUUUACAAUGAAGUUUUAAAUUUUAUUCGGGACCCAGAGACAAACUCCUACUCUCCUUUAUACACACUUAAGGAAUGCAUCCAUAUUGUCGAUUCUGUACUGGAAUUCUUAAAGGCCGACAAUGGGGCAAAUAACUUGGAUUUAAAAAUUUAUCCAAUACAGUACCUUUUUUAUAUCAUGAAGGAAGCCACUUGCGAGGUUGGAGAAAUUGAAAAGCCCAGCAGCUUCUAUAUUACGGAUGCUUACUUCGAACGUGAUUUUUAUGAAUAUCAAAUAGGAAUAGGUUGUCAGUUCCAUGAGAAAAAUGACAGAUGCAAAUAUUGCACUCAAUCAUAUGUAACUCGCUGGGGAUACAUGUUUUGCGAUUACAUGUGUCGAGAUUUGGCAAUUCGAUUGGAGCCCGGGCGACAUUGUCCAAUCAAUACUAAUUUAAAUGCCAUUAUAACUCCCGCUCCAAGCAGAAACAAUGAUACCGAAUCUAUCAUUUCAAUGAGCAAUGCCUCAACACACACUAAUCCUGUGGCCGGAUCCAAAUACUAUUACGACGACCAAAAGACGUCUAUAUCGGAUGCAACAAAUAAGACCUACACUCAAGAUUUUCCUAGUUUGGGCGCGCGCAAAGCUAAAAAAAAAUCUCCAUUGGCUGAACAAGACUCGCCUGUGCGUCAUAAAUCCUCACGGCAAAUUCAUGAAUCCGUAUUCAGUGUAGACAAUGACGAUGAUGACGACGACGACUUAAAUCCUUGGAAUUCACGUUCACAGUGCAUACCACGAGAGCCAGAUAAUUCCCACUUUGAUAUCGAAUACGGAGGGUUGAAUUCCUCCGACGCUGAUGACUGUAAUUCAGUAUCAAGUUUUGGUCGUGGUCGUGGCCGUGGCUCCCUCGUUAAUUCUUUCAGUUCGGUUGCAAGUAGCCGUGGACGCGGAAGUUACUUCCGCAACUAGAGAAACUAUAUAACCAUACCCACUUCAAUUCAGUCAUAAUGAAUUUUUGCUUUAACAUUCUAUUGUAUUCACGUUAUCAUGGAAGUCUUGAUUUAUAUUUUUAGAUUUUCAAACUUUUAAUUAAAAUCCUUUUAAUUUUCUUAAGACCAUAAAA